Messenger RNA from Eruca vesicaria subsp. sativa (arugula), 1236 nucleotides. NCBI's taxonomy places the organism in Eukaryota, Viridiplantae, Streptophyta, Magnoliopsida, Brassicales, Brassicaceae. The record is from the annotation of a GenBank genome assembly.
AUGCAACAAGAAAGAGUCUUGAUGAUGUCUUCAUCUUCUUCUUCCUCCACAGCCACAAGCAACAACGAAACCGACUCCUCCGACGAUUCUCUCAGCCCCUCCGCCUCCUCAAAAAGCUUCCUCCUCACCACUCUCCCUCCUCCCACCACCGGCGCGUACAAGCCACUCGCCGUCCUCUCCGCUCACCUCAGCUCUGUCUCCUCCUUAUCCCUCUGUGGCGAGUUCUUGCUGAGCGCCUCUCAGGGGAAAGACAUCAUCGUCUGGCAACAGCCAGAUCUCAAGAUCUUCUCCAAAUUCGGACAAGGAGACGGGUCAGUGAAGGCUUUAGUCAGCGUGGGGAACAAAGUCUUCACGGCGCAUCAAGACAGCAGGAUAAGAGUCUGGAAAGUGUCGCGGAGAAGCUCAGAGAACGCCUUCAGGCUUGUGGAUACGCUUCCCACGACGAAAGAUUACUUGGGGAAGUUUAUGAAACAGAGUAACUACGUUCAGACGAGGAGGAACCAUAAGAGGCUAUGGAUCGAACACGCGGAUAGUAUCUCGUGCCUUGCGGUCCACGGUGGGAUAAUCUACUCAGGGUCGUGGGAUAAGACGCUUAAAGUGUGGAGAUUGUCGGAUUUAAAGUGUCUUGAGUCUAUCAAGGCGCAUGAUGAUGCUAUUAACGGUCUUGUUGCUGGUGAUGGGAGAGUGUACUCUGCUUCUGCGGACGGGAAGAUCAAGAUUUGGGGGAAAGAGAAGAGUUCUUCUUCUUUGUCACAUGUUCUGAAGACGACUUUGGAGGGUCAUGCGGAGGUUUCGGUGAAUGCAGUGGUGGUUUCAGGAGAGGGGAAGUGGGUUUACGGAGGAGGGUCAGAUGGGUUUGUGAUGGGGUGGGAGAAGAGUGAGAAAGGAGGAGACUUUGAGGAGUGGAGAUUAGGGUUUGAGAUGAGAGGGCAUAAGAUGGCGGUUUUGUGUAUGUGUGUGGUUGGGGAGAUGGUGUGUAGUGGAUCUGCUGAUAAGAGUAUUGGGUUGUGGAAGAGGGAAGAGAGUGGCAGGCUUUGUAAAUUUGGAGUUAUACAAGGGCAUGAAGGUCCGGUUAAAUGCUUGCAAGCUUCUCCCAAUAGUGUUGGUGCUGGGUUCAUGCUUUACAGUGGAAGUCUUGACAAGAGCAUAAGGGUUUGGUGGGUUUCAAAACAGGACAAUGUAGAUGAAGAGAUGAAGAAAACAAGUUUUAAGACAUUGUUGAUGCAACAGGGAUGA